Molecule: messenger RNA, 1193 nt
Organism: Corylus avellana
Lineage: Eukaryota; Viridiplantae; Streptophyta; Magnoliopsida; Fagales; Betulaceae
Product: tetraspanin-3
Biological process (GO): auxin-activated signaling pathway
Cellular component (GO): membrane
Source: RefSeq, a predicted model, not a curated record
CACUUCAUCGCUGUAACUUGUAAGAACUACUAAGCCAGCCAAUAGAGAAGAAGAAUCAGAUCGGAGAGUAAAAAAAGAUGAGAUCUAGCAACCACUUGAUUGGAGUACUAAACUUCUUGACCUUCCUCAUGUCAAUCCCAAUCCUAGGUGGCGGCAUAUGGCUGAGCACCAGGGCAAACAACACCGACUGCCUCAAGUUCCUGCAGUGGCCGUUGAUUAUCAUCGGCGUCGCCAUCAUGGUCGUGUCCCUGGCAGGAUUCGCCGGCGCGUGUUACCGGAACACUUUUCUGUUGUGGGUGUACCUAUUCGUCAUGUUCUUCGUCAUCGCCGCGCUCAUAGGGUUCAUAAUCUUUGCCUAUGCGGUCACCGACAAAGGGUCUGGACGGUCGGGGCUGAACCGGGGGUACUUGGACUAUUAUCUGCAGGACUACUCCGGCUGGCUGGAGAAGCGCGUAGCGGAUGAUAGCUACUGGGCCAAGAUCAGCUCUUGUAUAAGGGACUCUAAGGCUUGCAGCAAGAUGGGGAGGACUGUCGGCGGUAUGCCGGAAUCUGCUGACGUGUUUUAUCAUCGAAAGCUCAACCCUAUUGAGUCUGGUUGCUGUAAGCCCCCCACAGAGUGUGGCUAUUCCUAUAUAAAUGAGACGACAUGGUCCGGACAAGCUGCGACGAGCAACACUGACUGCGCCAAGUGGAACAAUGAUCAACAGCAGCUUUGCUACUCCUGCGACUCCUGCAAAGCCGGUGUCCUGGCCAGCCUCAAGAAGAGUUGGAGGAAGGUCUCUGUGAUUAACAUCGUUGUUUUGAUCAUCCUGGUAAUCGCUUAUGUUGUUGCCUGUGCGGCGUUUAGAAAUAAUCGCCGGAUCGAUAACGACGAGCCCUACGGCGAGACGAGGAUGACAAAGUCACAACCUAGUAUGAUCCAGUUUUAACUUUGUCAAGGAAGGAUGUCUUUUCAGAUUUUGGUAUUCAUUUAAGGGCUUGCUUGUUUAGGUGAAAGUUUGGUUGUAUAUGCUUUUAAUCUUAUGGUGUUUUCAUAUUUCAGUCACUCUUCUAUCACUUUAAAAGAGAGAAAUAUUGCUAGUAUCUGGUGGAGGGAUAGGGUUUUAUUUGCAUGGUAUGGUUUUGGUUUUGUAAAUAUCAUGGUUAACAUUUACAUUACUCAAAGUAGAAAACCAUUCCAGAUUGGCUCUUCA